Molecule: messenger RNA, 1075 nt
Organism: Rosa rugosa (rugosa rose)
Lineage: Eukaryota; Viridiplantae; Streptophyta; Magnoliopsida; Rosales; Rosaceae
Exons: 1
Coding region: 301-669 (122 amino acids)
Source: RefSeq, a predicted model, not a curated record
CUUUCUCAUAUUUUCAAAUCAACAGAAUCUUUCCACUCUCUCUCUCUCUCUCUCUCUCUCUCUUUCUCUCUCUCCAGUGAGAGAGAAUAAACACUAGCUCUGGGCCUUCUCUCUCUCACAAGUCACAAGUAGUCAUGAAGUGACCAAGCCUUUCCAAGAAUCAAAUUGCACAAACCCACGCCAUGCAUUGGCUAGAUUACAUUCUGGGUGAACCAAAGCUUUGCUCUUUGUGUAUUUCAAUGCCAGUUCUGUUCUGAAAGGAAAACACAGGUUUAGUCUAGCUACCAGGUAUUCGACAAAAUGUCUAGGCCAUAUGCUGAGCAACCUCCACCACCACCACCACCACCACCACAAGCCUUUGUGCUACAGGGCAGCGACGCCAGCACUUACUCCCCCCACGGCUCGAUUGGUGCAGUGGUUGGUGUGCUUGUAAUGGUCGUAAUCCUCGCCGUAGUUGCUGUCGUAAUCGGACGGCUCUGCUCCGGCAAGACUAUCAUGGGCUACGGCCAUUUCGAUAUGGAGAGCUGGGCCGAGACCAAAUGCUCAUCUUGCAUUGAUGGAAGGAUCAGUGUUUCACUUCCCAGGCCCAAUGUGUCAACAGCAACAUCACCAGCCCAACAAUCUGAGCAAUAUGAUGCUCAAACAUCAGCACCUACUGCAAAUGAUUAACUUCUAGCUAGCUAGCUUCUGGGUUUUCGAUUCAAUAUCGUAGGCAAAUUGAUCUUUUCCGUUAUUUGUUUUUUGAUGUUUUGGUGUCCUUUUGCAUUUGCAAGACUCAGUCUUUGAAUUUUUGAAUUGCCUAGCUAGCUGAUUAGCUCUUCAGCUGUAUUUUACACAUAAGUUAAUGGCAGUUGCUACAUUUGCUUGAUCAUUGACCAAGUCAGGUGCUAUGUUACAUCAAUUUAAGCCACUGAAAAGGAAAGGGCAAUGUCUUUAGCUCUUAGAUUAAGUGAAGAAUAGGUGGAACUGGUAGCGAUCUUCAGCUGGUUUUGGUUUGAUUAAUGAACUUCUUCUUGUUCUUCUGCAAUUCAAUUCUUAGACUUGUGAGUUGCUGUGGCAUUAAUGCAAUGUGUGU